GGCACCGCUGUCCUCUCUCUCUCUGCUUCUUGGAAACGUCUUGUGGAGUGCAAUACGAGGAGGUCGAGGAGCAUCCCGGCGCAGUAUCAUCCUCAGCCAGACAAAAACUCACUGAUUGUGGAAUUUACCGAGGUAGGGGCGACUGUUCGGUCCCGUCCUCGAGCACCGAGAGACGCACUUAAUAGACGGAGCAGAAAUUAAGAGCAGAGCGCAAACACUGCUGGAGCAGAGAGCAGCGAUCUCUUCUUUGGCUUCUGAGAGAGACAAGAGUUUCUGUGAGAAAUGUAAGCCGCUCAUCAGAGCCACAGAUAACACAUCUAAGGGACGCUGGAAUUACAAUCAAAGCAGUUUAAUGAAGAGGAAAAGAAUGCAUCCUAGAUCAAAUUAAAAUUAUUGCAUUCAAGGGAGAGCAUUCCAUUCACACGCAAUUGGAUGAGAGUCUUAAUAGCCCUCAGCAACUAAAGAUGAUGUUACCAUGGAAACAAAUUGUUCUGCUAUCAAUCACUGGAUGCCUUGCAGCCUGUACAGAGGAUGUCAUAUUUCAAGGGCCAAGAUGGAGGACGGAGCCAAGUGACCUCAUUUUACCAAUCAACUCCCCAGACCAGCAGGCUACCAUCACGUGCGAGGCAGAAGGGAGCCCUCCUCCGCAGUACAGAUGGUCACUAAACGGAACACUCAUUGAUCUGGGGAAUGACUACCGGCGUCACAUGUCUGGGGGCAGCCUGAUCAUUAGCAACCUGGACAAGGACCAAGACACCGGGGUGUACCAGUGCACAGCCUUCAACACAUGGGGGUCCAUCCUCAGCCGCAGAACCAGCCUACAAUUUGCAUAUCUUGAUAACUUCAAAACUCAAACGGUGAGGAGCGCUGUCAACGUCCGUGAGGGCCAAGGCGUGGUUCUGUUAUGUGGACCACCUGCACAUUCUGGAGAGCUGACAUUUGCGUGGAUCUUCAAUGAAUACCCGCACUUUGUCCAACAAGACAGUCGUCGUUUCAUCUCUCAGGAGACCGGGAGUCUGUACAUCGCUAAAGUGGAGCCUUCAGAUGUUGGCAAUUACACCUGUGUGGUUAACAACACUGUCACGAGGGAGAAGGUGCUCAGCUCUCCCACACCACUGGUCCUCAGAAGUGACGGAGUAAUGGGUGAAUAUGAACCCAAAAUAGAAGUGCAUUUCACCGAUUCAGUCCCAGCUGCGAAGGAAUCGGUGGUGAAACUGGAAUGCUUCGCUCUGGGAAACCCCGUUCCAGAAAUAAGCUGGAGGAGAACCAGCGGCAUCCCUUUCCCCAGCAAAGUGAAAAUGAAGAAUUCAAACGCUGUCCUUGAAAUCCCUAACUUCCAGCAGGAAGACUCAGGGACGUACGAAUGUAUGGCAGAGAAUCGGCGAGGCAAAAAUGCUGCACGGGGUCGUAUUUCAUUCCAUGCCAAACCUCACUGGCUCCAGACAAUGACGGACACAGCUCUGUCCAUCGAGGAAAACCUCUUGUGGGAGUGUAAGGCCAAUGGAAAGCCUAAACCAUCCUACAGCUGGCUGAAGAAUGGGGAGCAACUGAUGGCUGAGGGCCGGGUACAAAUCGAAAACGGGGCCCUCUCUAUAGCUGCGUUAAACCUGUCAGAUUCCGGGAUGUAUCAGUGUGUGGCUGAAAACAAACAUGGAAUUAUUUAUUCCGGUGCCCAGCUAAUGGUGUUAGCUUCACCUCCCAGUUUCUCCAAACGUCCAUUAAGGGCCUUGCUAAAAGCUCGCUCAGGCAGCGAAGUCACUCUUGAAUGCAAGCCUCAGGCCUCGCCCCCAGCAAUUAGCCUGUGGAAGAAAGGGAAUGAGAUCCUGCAGAGAAGCGAAAGGAUUACUUUGCUUCCCAAUGGGACAUUAAAGAUCGCCAAUGUAACCAGACGGGAUGCAGCCAGCUACACGUGCGUUGCUAAGAAUCAGUUUGGAACAGCGAGCACAACUGGGAGGCUGCUCGUCACUGAGCCCACCAGGAUCACCAUGAGGCCUACUAACAUGGAGAUUAUUGUUGGCGAGAGCAUCGUGUUACCCUGCCAGAUUGCCUGCGAUCCAGCUCUGGAUGUUUCUUUCUCGUGGGCAUUCAACGGCCAGCUCAUCGACUUCCAGCGAGACAGCGAUCAUUUUGAAAGAGUGGGCGGGAGUAUAUCAGGGGAUCUGAUGAUUCGUAACAUCCAGCUGAACCAUGGAGGGAAAUAUGUCUGCGUUAUUGACACUGAUGUGGAGAGCCUAUCCACCUCUGCCAUCUUGGUUGUCAAAGGUCCGCCAGGUCCUCCGGAUAAGGUAGCAGUGGAAGAAAUCACAGACAGCACGGCCCAGCUUUCCUGGACUCCCGGAAGGGACAAUGGCAGCCCCAUCACCGGCUACAUCAUCCAGGCCCGCACCCCCUUUACUGUGGGCUGGCAGGCUGUUGACACAGUGCCAGAGGUUGUCAACGGUAACAUGCUGACAGCUACAGUCGUUGCUCUGAACGCAUGGGUGGAGUAUGAGUUUAGGGUGGUGGCCCGCAAUACCGUAGGCCUGGGAGAGCCCAGUCCGGCCUCGGCCAAGACCAGGACAGAGGAUGCCAUUCCUGAUACAGCUCCCACUGAUGUCGGAGGUGGAGGCGGCACAAAGUCUGAAUUGGUGAUAACAUGGGAGCCUGUUCCCGAGGAACUGCAGAACGGAGAGGGCUUUGGCUACAUCAUCGCCUUCAGGCCUGUGGGCACGGUCACGUGGACGCGAGCGGUUAUCUCCACGCCGGGCGUGGCACGUUACGUCUUCCGCAAUGACACCAUCCCACCCUUCUCGCCUUUCGACGUAAAAGUGGGGGCAUACAACAACCGAGGGGAGGGGCCCUUCAGCUCUAUUGCCACCGUGUAUUCAGCAGAGGAAGUCCCUGGUGUGGCUCCUAAGAGGGUUAGGACUAGAAGUGUGUCUGCAGUGCAAAUUGAAGUGAUCUGGGAAGCUCUCCCUGCCAUCCCUGAAAGAGUGCUUGGAUAUGAGGUCGUGUACUGGGAAGACGACACCAAGCCUGACACUGUUGGCAAAGUGCGCAUAUCUGGAAACUACACGCUGGUUAACAUCACAGGGCUGAAAGCGAACACAGUGUACUACCUCUGUGUGGCUGCAUUCAAUACGGCUGGCCCCGGGCCACAGUCGGCGCCCAUCAACACCACCACAAAGAAACCACCUCCAGAUCGGGCUCCACUCAACAUACAAUGGACCAUGAUCGGCUCCACACUCACGAUGCACUGGGAUCCUGUAGUAGCUUUGGAUACAGAGUCAAAGGUCACCGGAUAUUUGGUGCUGCUGAGGAGACAUCGCUACAACGACAUCAACACUAUCUUGACCACCAAAACCACUGUGGAGCUCAGCCUCUCCGCCAACGACAACUAUCUCAUUCAGAUCAAGGCCAUGAGUGAAGGUGGCGAAGGUGUGGGCAGUGAACCCAUCCACAUCCAUAAAUUAAGUAUGGGAGCACGGGGCUCAGGAGCAAUCCGCCUCAGCCCAUUGUACCUCUCUGCAGUCCUCAUCAACGCCAUGCUCUGCUCCGCUUGGUGAUAUCUAAUUGGAGCCUGCAAAGCGCCCUCUCUCCCCCCUCCAUCCCUUCACUCAGCCUGUCCACUGGACUGGCACAAGGCCCGGCUUCAGUGGCAAGACUGGGAAAGACUGGAAAGGACUGGGCUCCGCCAAACUCUUAAAGGGACCACGGCACUUUUUUUUUAAGGGCCAUCAAAUAGAGACGUGAUGAUUCGUGUGCAUGAUAUCUUUCAGAAUUUCUUCCCGCGUCAUAAAUGCCACCGUGCUCUAGGUUUUAUUUUAGAAGUUAUGAUGUCUAUAUGACUUAUCUUCUUAGUAUCUCUGGAGAUACUAAUGCCUUAAAACCCAUUUUACUCAUACAGUCCAUACCAAAGUAGGAGACAGGCUGCUUACAAGUUUCUUUAACCCUAUAUUUAACCCCCUUGCUUUGCAAAAACAAGUACUCACAAGAAUUCUUCUUCUCAAGAUCGACUUCCCAACACUUGAUUGACCUAUAGUCAGUGGUUUCAUCCAGAUUUUACUGUCUCAAAAAUAAAUCUUAAACUAAAUCAGUUCCAUUGACAGAACAUCAACUAAUAUCCUCAUCCCAUUUCUUUGCAGCUUUGCCAAAAGUUUACCAGGCUUUGUCAGAUAUAUGAAAGAUGCAUAGCAAAUUGAUCAACUGUGCCUCAAACCCACUUAUCUCUGCAUACUGAAAUAAUAUUAGGUCUGUUCGAGAGCCACAGUCUCCUGAGCUUAAGGCCCUCUCUACAAUACUCUAAGAGAUCGCCAUCUCUUGCUCCUCUAAAUAAUAAAUGCGUAUCACACUCUGCAUUCUCAGUCUAGGUAAAAAGCCGGGAUUGCAGAAGAGAGAGACGCGUGGUGUCACUAUGUCAAGCGGAUCCCACGUGCACUGUUCCUCCUCUACAUUUAGACGACCUGUGUUCAAGAUUUGUAUAUCAUAUCGUGGAUCGUGUGCCAUCUACACCCCAUAUGACCAGCUGGCCCAGUGCACAAUGGACUACAGGAUACCAGUGCCUUCACUAGAGCUCACUCCAAUUUCUUUCUUUUCAAAUAGCUUAGGGGAAAGAUUCAUGUUGUAGAAGAGGCAUUGUGUGCUUUUCCUUCUGAACAAAUUAGUUAGGAAGACAGGUCACUGUCUGGAGAAUGUAGAGGGAGCCCAUUAUUGGAAAGGGUAUGUUAAUUACAUUUUCAUUGAGAAAAGUACACCAGGGUUACCUAAAACAAAAAGCGUUGGAAGCUAGUAUUUAUGCUCUCUGGUAUAAUAAAUGUAUGACUCCAUUCGAAGCAUAAUUUAUGGGCUAUUAAGGCAUCAGAAUAAUUGAUGCUAAUACCGCGGUGAAAGUGCUCUGACUGGAAAUGGAGCGAAAGGCAUGGCUGUCAUUUUACCCCCACCCCAUUACUGUCUAUUGGACACAUACCGGACUGAACAGUAACAAAAGAACAUUGCUACUCUGCUGAGGGAGCUACUUUUCACGCCCUUUUAUCAUGUGGAUGAGUCUGUAAAAAGCCACCCAACAAGGAGCCGAGGUGUGAUUACUGGGGUCCUGACAAUGAUCAUGUGGAUGUGGAAGGAUACAGUCAACUGAACUGCUACACAUUACUGUGCCUUUGCCGAAUAUGGGGGCUGUGUACGGUCAUUAGCUCAGAGGUUGUCGUCUGUAUUUUGCACUCUCUUCCCCCUAUCUUCCCCAAAGUCAAAUGAAAGCACAAGGAAUUGAUGCAAGGUGACUGGAUGUCCUCACUUAGGCGUCUGAACAGGUGUGCAGACCCCAGAGGCCUCGUAAAAAGUCAAAACGGCCGACAUAAUCAGGCUGUCCUAUCUGCUCCUUGAAUGGUUGGAUAAAGCUCUGUGCUCUUUGAAUGGACUGCUGCAGACCAGUCAAUGCCAUAUUGAUUUUGCUGCCCCAUUAUUACAGCUGUCACAAUUCAGCUGCUUGAUUGACUGAUGGCCGUGUUCUUACUGCAGUCGUUCUGUUGUGAUACAGUCAAUGAUGUCUGACUUUAUUCCCUAUCAGACCACUUCAUAGGCAUUCUUUUUUCUGUUGUGUUUCGGUUUGCUUUUACUAGAAAUCUCACUGUAUUUGCUCAACUUGUCACAGAAGUAUUUUGUAGUGUAGUGGUAAAUUGUGAUUUUGAAUUGGAGCAGUGACUUAAAAUUGAUUGGCUGGUUGCUUAUUUUGAGUCGAAGUACUACUGUAUCUUUCUUUCCAGCAGCAUAAAAGCCAAGUCACACCAGCAUUUAAAACAGUUAAAUUUCAUAGCAAAAUCAUUUCAGUGGAAUUGCUGCGAUCAGCAGAUGCACUUGUGAGGAGAAGUAAAUCUGUGUAAAAGUAUACUUUGGUGGACUUUCUGGUGCCGUUAGCCAUUAGCAAACCGUCUUGACAAACAGAAUAAUCCAAAAUGGAGGAAGCUAACAUAGCUUAUUUGCUGUGUUGCACUAAAUAAAUAAUAAUAAUAAUAAUAAAUGGAAUAAACUCUGUGGACUUAAUGGCCUGUUAUUUACCAAGCUAAUGGUUUUUCUAACUGACAGUGAGCAAGCGUUUUAAGUGAUAAAGAACAAAAACACUGACUAGCACUAACUUGUUCCCGGCUGUCUAGCGCAUUUAGCUGUUGGCUCGACAGCUGCUGUAGUUCACAAACUAGCCCUGCAAAUAUCCACUACAGUAUGUCCCCAAUCGUCCUGCAAUGUCUGUUUCACAGACACAUGCAGAUGAAUAUUGCUGUGCCACUUUCUGGUGUGACCGGGCCUCAAAGCAGCUUGUGUGUGCAAAUACUUGAUCCAAGUGGUUGUAAUAUUUCUGUUAAUAUCCAAAUAAGGUAACCCCAUCAUCGCAAGAUGGCAGACUUAUAGGUUAUUAAUUUACAGUUUUUUAACGUGUGGCAGUUUCUCAGAGUUUUCUUAAUUUUGACAUAGUUGUAACUCAGCCUAAUGUUCCUUACCUCUGCUCAUGCUCACUUAAGAAAGCGAAACUAUUGUUUCUGGCCUUGUGCUUUAAUAAAUACUACUAAGUACAAUCUAAAGGAAGUGAAGGAAGUGAUCAGACCAGUCCACUGGAAUUGGUGAAUUGUAUUGAUCACAGAACCACAACAUAUCUAUUUAUAUCCACAAGGUCUGUUUGGUUAGAUUGGUUACUGUGGUUGUUGUUGCUAGAAGGAGUGUAUCGCAUGUAAAUAGCUUGCAUAUAUUUUUUAAACAUGGCCAUCAAAGACAACCUCACUGCUUUUAUAUAGUGUGUUCUCCGACCUUAAUACUGGUGUAUUAAUCAAUGAUCUCUGUGAGAUACUGACAUGUAGAGUGGCAUUUUCAUAUUGAAAAGUAACUGUUUUGUCUUGUAUACUAAAAUUGU
Perca flavescens (yellow perch) is the source of this 6874-nucleotide messenger RNA. It is a transcript of the gene cntn3b, whose product is annotated as contactin 3b. The transcript is spliced from 23 exons. Gene Ontology annotation, molecular function: cell-cell adhesion mediator activity. Gene Ontology annotation, biological process: cell-cell adhesion; axon guidance; brain development. Gene Ontology annotation, cellular component: plasma membrane; axon. The coding region runs from base 465 to 3545 and encodes 1026 amino acids. The record is from RefSeq and is a predicted model, not a curated record. Lineage: Eukaryota; Metazoa; Chordata; Actinopteri; Perciformes; Percidae.